AUGUUAUCAAAUGUUGAAAAUUCUACAUCAAAUUCGAUCAAUCUGAUCUUUUCUAAAAGUUUGCCUAGUUGUAUCACUAGCAAUGCCAAUGAAACAAUCAAAUAUCCUUCAACGGAAAAACGAACACCUUUGACAAAAGCAUACAGUUGUUCAGAUGCAAUGUCAUCGUGUAGCAAUGAACAUUUUCUCUUUAUAUCUCCGAGAGAAUUUUGUGAAUUAAUGUCUGAGAGUUCGCACAUGCACGAGCGAAAAUAUCCAAUAGUAGAUUGUCGUUCUCAAAUAGAUUUCGGCUGUGAACGUAUACGUUCAUCACACAAUGUUAAUUGCCGAGCUAAGAUAAUGGCUAGAAAACUAAUGUCAAAACGUUUAGAAGAGGUUGAACCGAGUCUAUCAGCAUGUUUAAACAAUUCUGAUAUUGUUAUACUUUAUGAUCAAUCAACAGAUGAACGAAUUCGAGAUAAAAUACGUUCAUCACCAAUAAAUCUCGUUAUACAAGCAGCAAAUAAAUCAAACAAAAAAGUGCAUAUCAUUCAAGGCGGUUUUGAUGCUGUUAAAAAUCAGUAUCCACAUUUAAUUGAAUGUGCCAUAGACAUAAUGCCAAGAGAAAAACAUGAACACGAUCAUUUACCAUCUUCUCCUGAAGUAUUUGACAAAGAAAAUUUUACUAUGUCACAAAUUUUACCUCAUGUAUUUGUAGGUAAUGUACAUGAUGCUCAAAAUCUUGAUCGUUUAAAUCAAAAUGGUAUUACACACAUUAUAAAUUCAACACCAGAUUUGCCAUGUUUAUGGGAGAAAAAGUGCCAGUACAUGCGAGUUGCUAUACGCGAUUUACCAUCGGAAAAUAUUCGAAAAAAUUUCGACAAAACUUUUCAAUUCAUUGAUGAAGCCUUACGCCAGAAAACGAGCAAUGUUCUUGUUCACUGUUCAGCUGGUAUCAGUCGAAGUUCAACAAUAGUACUUGCUUUCAUGAUAAAAAAAUAUCGUAUGACCUUGGAUGAAGCUUUUACAAAAAUGCGUCAAUUACGUCCAAUAGUUGAUCCUAAUAUCAGUUUUAUUAUACAACUAAGAGAUUGGGAAAAAUCAGUUCUACUAACAACAGGAACAAAACUCGACCCAGCCGAUGAUACUUCAAAUAUCAGUUGUACUGUGACACGAUCGGCACCAUCUGUUACGUACUGUGGUUCCACAUCGAAAAGUAAAACAGACAAAAACUCUCUUACAGAAUCAGCUAUUAUUGUUAAGUAG
This is a messenger RNA of Rotaria socialis, 1245 nucleotides long. NCBI's taxonomy places the organism in Eukaryota, Metazoa, Rotifera, Eurotatoria, Philodinida, Philodinidae. The record is from the annotation of a GenBank genome assembly.